Cyprinodon variegatus (sheepshead minnow) is the source of this 2347-nucleotide messenger RNA. RefSeq names its product charged multivesicular body protein 4b-like (gene chmp4ba). The coding region runs from base 148 to 816 and encodes 222 amino acids. The transcript has 5 exons. Gene Ontology annotation, cellular component: ESCRT III complex; cytoplasmic side of plasma membrane; multivesicular body. NCBI's taxonomy places the organism in Eukaryota, Metazoa, Chordata, Actinopteri, Cyprinodontiformes, Cyprinodontidae. The record is from RefSeq and is a predicted model, not a curated record. Gene Ontology annotation, biological process: late endosome to vacuole transport via multivesicular body sorting pathway; vesicle budding from membrane.
UGUGGAGAAAGCGGAAGAAGAAGACGAAAACAUCAGCAGCGGCUCUGAGGCGACUGGACGUUUCACGGAGCUCCCUUCAUCAGCGGUUCUCCUUUGGUUGGUUUGUGUUUAAAGCUGCAGGUAACUUUAGAACCGAGUCACACCAAAAUGUCGCUGUUCGGUAAGAUAUUCGGUAGCAAUAGUAAGGGAGGGAAGGGACCGACUCCCCAAGAGGCUGUCCAGAAACUCAGGGACACGGAGGAGAUGUUGGCCAAAAAACAAGAGUUUUUAGAGAAGAAGAUCGAACAUGAGCUCCUGACGGCGAAGAAGAACGGAACCAAAAACAAACGAGCGGCCCUCCAGGCCCUGAAGAGGAAAAAGCGCUAUGAGAAGCAGCUGGCCCAGAUUGACGGGACGCUGUCCACCAUUGAGUUCCAGAGGGAGGCUUUGGAGAACGCAAACACCAACACAGAAGUGCUGAAAAACAUGGGCUUUGCUGCCAAAGCCAUGAAGGCCGCUCACGAAAACAUGGACAUAGACAAAGUAGACGACCUGAUGGCUGAAAUCACGGAGCAGCAGGAAGUGUCCCAGGAAAUCGCAGACGCCAUCUCCAGACCGGUCGGCUUUGGGGAGGAGUUUGACGAGGAUGAGCUCAUUGCUGAGCUGGAGGAGCUGGAGCAGGAAGAGUUGGACAAAAACCUUUUGGAAAUCGAAGGAACGGAAGACGUUCCCCUGCCGAGCGUACCAUUUACGUCGCUCCCAGCUAAACCAGCCAAGAAGAAGGUAGAAGAAGACGAGGACGACAUGGCGGACCUGGAGGCCUGGGCGGCUAACUGAGCCGGGUCCUCCUGCUCCUCGCCAGCAGCCCGCCCCCUGCUGGCAGAGCAGCAGAGACUCAGGGCUGCACUGCUGGCUGCUCCAUCCUAAAGCCUCCAUCCGGACGUCUACCACAGCACCUCUAGUUUGCACAUGGAUGAAAAAACUGGAACGAGAAGAGCUCAGGCUUCGCUCUACAGAUUAAAGUUGCAGGAUGAGUCUCUUUGCCAAACUCUGCUCCUUUUUCUAGGAGGUCAAAGAGUGAAAGAAAUGCCCCCCCCUUUUUACAAAAACAGCCUGUGGCUCCUGUGUGUGUCUGAGUGUGCGUGCAUACUGCGAGGGUACGGUGUGAGGAGGUACAUGAUGAGGCCUGCCUCUGGAGGAAUGUGAAGAAUCAACCUCUGCACACAAAAAGAAACGCGUUACACGGCGCCCAUUCACUCUGCUUCCUGUCACUAUCCGUUCACUCCUCCGCAAAGACAACUUCAACCUAUUUUUGCUGAGUCCCCAAAGCAGCAAGCGUCUGUAAAAAGUAGGAUUGGUACGGAAAUGUCAGAUUAAUAAACAAUGUUUUCGCUCUUGUUCUAGAAGUUUGUAUUGGAUUGAAACAUCUGGAAACUCUGGGUUUAUUUUUCCUCUCAUCUGCCUCUGUUAAAACAUUCGUUUUAACACCUCUAGAUCUGUUUUAUCGGCUUAAUAAAAUCAGGAUUAUUUUUCUUUUGAAUAAAAAUGUGAGAAACUUUCUUUUUAAAGCUUCAGUUAUCCAAAUAUCAGCGCACAGCUGUAGCGGACGCUUAGAUUUCCUUCCAUUUCAGCAAAAUAUUAGUUAAUAUUAAUUCCCUUUGCUGGACUUGUAAAAUGCUUUGCGUAUGAAUGAAGUUGAUCCAAUUAGACGAGAAAGAACAACCUCUGAGAUUCAGUCAGUUGUGCAGGAAGAACAAGCUCCAACUUGCAAAUCUGAAAUCAGGAUGGUUUAGAGAUGGGAGGUUCCUCCUUUUCUCAGUCUUAUAUAAAUUAUUUAAAUGUCUGAAAUGCAUGAAAGAUUUAUAGGAAUGAAUAAAGGAAAAUGUGUUUUUAUUCAGGAGAAAGGAUCCAUAUUAAGACCUUCAGUUCAUUAAAACCAAACUUCACUAUAAAAUUUUUUUUUUCAGAUUGUUUAGAAAUAAAAUCACCCAUUAAAGCUCUUUUAAUAAUCUGAUCGACUUGUUCCAGCAUUGCAACCUUUGGGGUAGAUGAACCUGUGCCUGACACCUCCUGCGCCUUUGCCUGUCUUGUUUACUGAUGACUCCGUGUGAUUAAAAUCAUAAGUUAUGUUUGAGAUGUGUGAUUUAUUUUAUUUUUUUGAAUGCGGUUGUCGAGUUUGCCUCCAUUCUUGAACGGACUGAUGGGAACCAGCUGGUUCUCAGUUGAUCUUUCUGCUGAAAUCCUGAUGCAAUGGAGCUCCUACUCACUGCCUGGCCCUUCAUGGCUGCUGCCACCCUCCCCUGUUUGUCUGCAGGACAGCUUUAAUAAGCACCUGUAGGCUAUAACCCUUUUUUUUAGUUCUACAUAA